GGAAAUCGAAGGUUAAUGCUUCGAACAUCCAGUAUACAUGUGCCUCCGGAACUAGGGUUUUCCACCUAUUCGUGGCCGCCUUCCAACUCUCGAGCCCCAUACCGCCUCGGCGCUUCCUCGCUACCAGAGAGCAUGGAUACUCAAGUUAAGCUUGCUGUUGUGGUUAAAGUGAUGGGCCGGACCGGAUCAAGAGGUCAGGUGACCCAGGUCAGGGUUAAGUUUUUGGACGAUCAAAAUAGACUUAUCAUGAGGAACGUGAAGGGCCCAGUUAGGGAAGGUGAUGUCCUUACCCUUCUCGAGUCCGAAAGGGAAGCUAGGAGGCUGCGCUGAUGGUACUGCAUGGUCUAAUCAUGCCUACAUUCAUGGGAUGUUUCUAAAAUGGAGCAUCUUGUUGCCUUUUAUUAUGUUUUCCAUUUAGUACUAGCACUGGUUUUUGGAUUUUGCCUGUCGCUACAAAGCCAAAGUGCAACAUGGUUCGCUUGUUUCUUGUUUUGGAUUUAGCUUAGUUUUUGCUCUUAUGAAGGUUUCUGAAACUAGACCCUGUGCUACAAAAAUGUUAUGUUUCCUAUUUGUGCUACAAAUCACAGGCUUCAAUUUAUGAAUUUGUUGGGAGACAGAUCAACGACUUUGCAAAUA
Molecule: messenger RNA, 636 nt
Organism: Phoenix dactylifera (date palm)
Lineage: Eukaryota; Viridiplantae; Streptophyta; Magnoliopsida; Arecales; Arecaceae
Product: small ribosomal subunit protein eS28
Biological process (GO): translation; ribosomal small subunit assembly; maturation of SSU-rRNA
Cellular component (GO): ribosome; cytosolic small ribosomal subunit
Molecular function (GO): structural constituent of ribosome
Source: RefSeq, a predicted model, not a curated record